AUGUCCAGCUGCCGGCCCUGCACCCCUUGCUACAAGCCCUGUGACCCCUGCCACAAGCCCUGUGACCCUUGCCACAAGCCCUGUGACCCUUGCUACAAGCCCUGUACCCCCUGCCACAAGCCCUGUGACCCUUGCUACAAGCCCUGUGACCCUUGCUGCCAGCCCUGCGAUCCCUGCUACAAGCCCUGUGACCCUUGCUACAAGCCUUGUACCCCCUGCUACAAGCCUUGUACCCCCUGCUACAAGCCCUGUGACCCUUGCUACAAGCCCUGUACCCCCUGCUACAAGCCCUGUGACCCUUGCUGCCAGCCCUGUGGCCCCUGCCCGCUGGCCAGCAGCUGCAAUGAGUGCUGUGUCAGGCAGUGCCAGAGCUCCCAUGUCGUCAUCGAGCCCUCGCCCGUGGUGGUGACCCUGCCCGGCCCCAUCCUCAGCUCCUUCCCACAGAACACUGUGGUGGGAUCCUCCACCUCUGCUGCUGUUGGCAGCAUCCUCAGCUGUGAUGGAGUGCCCAUCAACUCUGGGGGCUUUGACCUCUCCUGCAUCACCAACCGCUACUGCAACAGGAUCUGCUAA
Molecule: messenger RNA, 573 nt
Organism: Poecile atricapillus (Black-capped chickadee)
Lineage: Eukaryota; Metazoa; Chordata; Aves; Passeriformes; Paridae
Product: feather keratin Cos1-1/Cos1-3/Cos2-1-like
Exons: 1
Coding region: 1-573 (190 amino acids)
Cellular component (GO): intermediate filament
Molecular function (GO): structural constituent of cytoskeleton
Source: RefSeq, a predicted model, not a curated record